Molecule: messenger RNA, 6649 nt
Organism: Austrofundulus limnaeus
Lineage: Eukaryota; Metazoa; Chordata; Actinopteri; Cyprinodontiformes; Rivulidae
Product: fibronectin
Molecular function (GO): protein binding
Source: RefSeq, a predicted model, not a curated record
CUGUAUAUGAGUCAAAGCAUAUUGGUGACAGUAAUGAACCAUUCCAUGUUUUUAAAAGACGUGUAGUCGGAACACAAUACAGUGGAGGAGGAGGAGGAGGAGGGGGAUUUAGGUGUAAAAUAUUUCAAUCUGUAUCUUUUUACUCAUGAUGACGGGAAGUUUGUGGGAAUCCACCUGUCCUCCUUUGGGCCGUGCUGAUUGGCUGUCAUGAGGCUGAGGUACAGCAGUCAAACAGUAACGAUUUCAGAGGAGCUGCUGAGUGCAGACAGGUGCAAACCACUGGAGGAUUAACACUGAGAUAAGAUGUGGAUAUUUCACUUAUCGUUUGCCCUUCUGUCUGUCAUACAGAUAUACUAUGGUGUGGCUUCAGGAUGCACCUUUGUGACGCUGACGUCUCCCUCAGCAUCUACCCUGAAUGUGGAAUGGAAUAGCUACCCUAGAGCUUCUGUUUAUCUUUUAGAUUUAAGAAUUGUGAACUCAACYAGUGUCCCCCCAGUUGUACUGAUGCAGGCAGCCCCCAACACCAAGAGGUUGGUGCAGGGGUUAAGAUCAGGACAACUGUACCAAGUCACAGUGAAGGCCUUUGAGAUUCUGUACAAUCCUCUGUGCACAGCCAUCAAUGUAACCAUGACAGUGCCUGCUACGUCCCAGUUCACAUAUUCCAAAGCUCUUUCGAGCACGUCCAUAAAGUUUGAGUGGACGAACGUGACAGGGGCGGACAGCUACAUCCUGUUUGUCGAGGAGACAAUGACUUCUACAGCAAAGAUUUACAAUAAAACCUACACAACCACCAGUGCUCAGGUGGACGGCCUGACUCCCUCGACAACAUACGCGUGUUACGUUUACUCCUUCAACCGCGCAGGACGAGGAGCCAAAAGCAACAUAAGGACAAUAUUAACCUUGGUGCAGCCACCAACCGGUGUGGCUCUGAUGCKAACAGGAAAGAGCACAGCUCGAGUAACGUGGAACCCUGUUAACAAAGUCCUGAUUUACCAAGUGAGUGUGACCGACACCAAACACCCCAGCAACGCCCCGGUCAUCCAAACAACAUCAGCCACCUACAUGGAUAUCAAUAACUUGGAACCCUGCUCCACCUUCAUAGUGGGAGUUUCAUCAGUAAAUGCCUUCCUGGACCCUGGAGAGCCAUCUAAUAUAGGAUAUACCACUGCUACAAUUAAUGGAGUGACAACAGUCUCUGCGACCUACAGCUGCUCCCAAAGCAUUGUAACCGCUACGUGGGAUUUGGUGUUUGGGGCCACCUCGUACAGGGCCACAGCUGUGGAUAGCACGGGCAUCUCCCUGAAUUGCACUUCAACCUCCACUAGCUGCGAGAUCCCCAUAAACAAAUGUGGUGAGAAGUACCAGGUCUACGUGACGGCGAUCUCUACUGACUGUGAGAGCACCUCCAACGUCACCUCCACGUUCGAGACAGUCCCCUGCGCUCCCGCUCUCACUCAGACUCAACAUGAUUGUUCCUCCAACGUCAUCAUUUACACCUGGCAGCCAACCAACAACACCUUAUACUACGUGGCUGAGGCUACGGACAGCACUGGUGCAAUAACAGAGUGUAAGACUCUGGACAACGUGUGCUACUUCACCGAUACUCAGUGUGGUCAGUUCUACAAAUUCACAGUGUACGCCAUCAGCUCUGGGUGCAACACGCAAGUCAGCGAACCCAAGUUUGUUCCCACCUCUCCUUGUUUACCAACAAACGUAAAGACAAAUGCUGACUGUAGCUCUAACAACCUCGUCACGACGUGGGACUCAUCUACAGGAGCGUUGUUGUACACCGUAAAUGCGGAGGGAAACAAUGGGGAAACCUACAACUGCUCCUCUAUGAGCAACAACUGUACAAUCACCGGAGUGCCGUGUGGUCAACAACUCAGCAUCUGGAUUGUUGCCUCCAAUGAGCACUGCUCCACUGACAACGUGCUGGGGCAAUCUGCUCAGACAAUUCCAUGCACUCCCACCAACGUCUCGGCCUCAGCGUCAUGCAGCCAAGAUUCUGCCACCGUUUCCUGGAUGCAGAGCUAUGGGGCAUUACUUUACUUUGCUGUUGCUGAAGACGCAACUGGAAAUUACUAUUACUGCUACUCACUGGGUAACAGCUGUUUGAUUCAAGGCUUGAGUUGUGGACAGAUUUAUACCUCUAAAGUUAUUGGUACCAAUCUCAUGUGCAACAGCACAGACAGUCAAGAGGCCAUUUUUUCAACAGGACCUUGCCCUCCAACAAAUAUAAAUGCAUCCAGAGAUUGCGAUGCAAAUCAUGCUGUGAUUCUCUGGCAGGACCAACAGGUUUUGGGUCUCCAUACCGCAAUAAUACAGGAUCAAAGUGGCAGUUCCCUCAAUUGCACCAGCAACACAGGCAAUAGCUGUACAAUCCCCACUGUGCCUUGUGGAAAAAAGUACAAUGUCUUUGUCACUUACACUGAUGGAGACUGUGUGUCCACCUCAACAAAUGUCAUCAUGAACUCUGUGCCAUGUGGUCCUGAGGAUGUGAAGGCCAGUGUCAGCUGUGGAACAAACGAGCUGACUGUCACGUGGAACAUCUCAGUUCCUGCAGAGAACUACACCACCAUUAUCUCCAGUGGAAUAGGUCAGAAUCUUUACUGUAACUCCUCUCGGACCCAAUGCACCACGGGAAGUCUGCCGUGUGGAAACGCGUACACAGUGACCGUUUUCUCCGUCAAUGGGACGUGCUUCAGCCUGCCAAGCUCACAGAUCACCGUGCAAACAUUGCCGUGUCCUCCCACCGAUGUCACAACUGUGCACAGGUGUGCUCCAGAUCCUGUCCCUGUGUUGUGGACUUCAAGUGGUAAUGCCAAACAAUACAUUGCCGUGGCUGAGAGCAGCACAGGUCACAGGGCUGAGUGCACAACCAACAACACUUCUUGCAACCUUUCUGGACUACUUUGUGGAGAGACUUACAGCAUCAGUGUUGCAGGGGCUGAUGACACCUGUACAGGUCAACAGAGCAGCACGCACACCCUGAAAACAGAGCCAUGCCCUCCAGACAAUGUGACGAGUCAGUUGAUGUGUAGCGACAGAGCAGCUUGGGUGUUCUGGACCCCCACUGCGAACGCGUUGAGCUACGAUGUAAAGGCUACCGGCCAAGGUCCAACGAUCACCUGCAGCAGCUCCUCCACUAACUGCACUUUGAGUCACCUGGUCUGCGGCCAAGUGUAUGACAUUCAAGUGUCUGCCUCCGAUGGUACCUGUGUCAGCAACUCCAGCACCCCCUUCAGGCAAGACCAAGUUCCCUGUGCUCCAGAGAACGUCACUACAAAUCUGCUGUGCGGCUCCAGUGACCUCAUGGUCAGCUGGAUCUCCUCUCCACUGCCCUUAAACUACAGCGUCAUUGCCAAGUCUCUGGAUAACAAUGCCAGUCUGCUCACCUGCCACACUAACAACCCCAGCUGUGUCUUCAGUGGUCUUCUGUGUGGACAGACUUUUAAUGUUUCUGUCAAAGCCUCAUCUGGCAGCUGCAGUGGACCUUACAGCUCAGCACAGACCGUCCACACAGCUCCCUGUUCGUCUCAGAGUUUAACUGCGGUGACAGGAUGUGGUGCAAACUCUCUUGUCGCCUCCUGGGGUGCUUCUUCUGGUGCCUUGUUUUACACAGCAACAGUGACCGGCCCCAGUGGCUUCUCAGAAAACUGCUCCACGUCAGAUCUCACAUGCUCUUUCUCCAGCCUGCAGUGUGCCACUACCUACAGCGUCAAAGUAACGUCUCAGGGCAGCCUAUGCCCCAGUGAAUCCACUCAAACUGUUGCAAUGACAGGGCCAUGUGAUCCAAUAAAUGUGACCAGCAGCCUCCAGUGUAGCUCAGAUACAGCUGUGGUAUCUUGGGUUGAAAAGGCAAAUGCUAUGGCCUACACUGUUCUGGCUCAGGAAGGCUCGUCGGAUCAGUACAUUUCCUGCAGGACUAGCACAACUUCCUGUCAGCUGAAACCCCUGCAGUGUGGCAAAGUUUACAACCUGACUGUGUUGGCUGAGGAUGCCACCUGCAACAGCACAGGAACCAGAGGAGUGCUGAUAACAGCUCCAUGCUCUCCGACGAUACAAAGCAGCACUCUGAUCUGCGGCAACCGUUCUGCUCUUCUGUCCUGGACAACGACGGCUCACGCCACAGGAUAUUCAGUCAAAGCAACAGCUGCAGAUGGGACCAGCAGUUCCUGCAGUUCGGUCACAGGUUCAUGCACCCUAACAGACCUUGUGUGUAGUAAGACCUACGCGGCCACAGUCACGGCCAAAGGAAACCAYUGUGACAGCACACCUGGAUCUAGCAUUGACAUUACCACAGCUCCCUGCUCUCCAGCGAUCAUAUCCAAAGAGUACACCUGUGGAGCCAACACGGCUGCAGUCAGUUGGUCUAAACCUGCGGGAAGCAUCAGCUUUUAUGCUCAGGUGGUAGGAGAAGACUAUCAAGAGAGCUGUCGCACAGCAAACUCAACCUGCGUGUUCAAAAAUCUUCCAUGUGGUUUGGAUUUCAACGUAAGUGUCUCAGCUCAGGGAGCUGAGUGCGACAGCGGCGUCAGUGUCAGCGAACCCCUUCAGACAGCCCCAUGCGCCCCGCAGCAUGUGAGCACCACCAUCCUGUGCUCCAACCACUCAGCCCUGAUAUCGUGGACGGGGAGUCUUGGUGCUGUCGGAUACAACGUGACUGUGACGGGUCAGAGUGGAGUCAGCUACCAUUGCCAAACUGGCUCCACCAGCUGUCAAAUCCCUGACCUCCCCUGUGGUGAAACCUACAGCGCCACAGUCACACCGUACUCCCUGUCGUGCACAGGAACCCCGAGCACAGCCUACAACUUCAGAGCAGGACUCUGCGCUCCCAGUAACGUCACCGUGUCUACGGUUUGUAAGGACAGCGCCGUCUCUUGGUCAAACGUACCCGGGGCAGAAAUGUUCAUCGCGACGGCAACUGCAGAGGAUGGCUACGCUCACACCUGCAGCUCAAACUCUUCAAACUCCUGCAACUUCACUGAGCUCCACUGUGGGGAAAUCUACUCGGUUCAGGUUGUAACAGUGGAUCAAGGCUGCUGGAGCGAGCCCAGCUCAGCAGUGCAGCUAAAGGCCGCUGUGUGUCCACCUGCUAACCUGACUGGCCGAGUUCUGUGUGACACCAACACUGUGAUCCUCUCAUGGAGCCCAGUGUCAGGAGCUACAUACGUUCUACAGCAGGACAUGAUGCACAGCACAUCCCCUUCUUUAACAGAGCACCAAACCUCCGACACCUCACUGUCUUUGUCUGGCCUGCUGUGUGGGGAAAGAUAUUCUUUCCGCAUCGCAGCUCAGGAGGCAAACUGCGAGAGCCGCUUCAGUCAGCCUGUGGAAAUAAGUACAGCUCCUUGCCAGCCCACAAACCUAAGUGUUCGUGUGGAUUGCGGCACAAACAAUGGGAAUUUCUCCUGGAUGAACAGCAGCGGCGCAUGUUUCUACAGGCUUCAGGCGACAGGAGAGGACGGACACGUGGCGUCCUGCUCCUCCAACGACACUUCCUGCUCCGUGAAGCUUCACUGCGGCCUCGAGUACUCUGCAACACUGGUGGCCUCCACCAAGAGCUGCAACAGCACCAAACACGCCAACAUUUACUUUAAGUCCGCUCCGUGCCUGCCAGGCAGUGUUGUGGCUGACCUGGACUGCAGCAACAACAGGAUGACUGUGAACUGGAACAAYACCUCCGCCUCAGACAGGUACACCGCCUGGGCCAUCGGGGAAAACCAACACAGCCUCUCCUGUAACACCACAUCCAACAACUGCUCCAUCCGCGAACUCAAGUGUGGCGCGGUCUACGAGGUGGCUGUCACCUCCACGUCCAUGAGCUGCGAGGCCCUCGCUGGCUCUGACUACAAGGUUCAGUCCGCCCCCUGUAAACCCGAGAACCCCACCGCCGAGCUGAACUGCAGCUCCAACGUCAUGACAGUGAAGUGGGACAACAACWACACGACUCAGAACUUCACGGUUAAAGCCACGUCUGCUGCAGGCGUGAGCUCCACCUGCGAGUCCACGGGGAGCAGCUGCUCCCUCCUGGCCCUGAGCUGUGGUCAGCUCUACACUCUGACCGUGACGGGAUACACCAACGUGUGCAUCAGCGACAUGGUCACGCUCACAGACAGGCACACCGCUCCGUGUCCUCCAACCAGCGUGUCGGCUGAGCUGAACUGCUCCACCCACAGCGCUCUGAUCAGCUGGACGAACGCUGCUGCAGCUGGAGCCACGGCCUACAGAGUCCAGGCGACCUCCUCCACUGGAUACAARGCCUCCUGUGAUGCUGCGGCCACCUCCUGCUACCUCGACAACCUGAUGUGUGGUCAGCAGUACUCCGUUGUUGUGGGGGGCAUUCAGGGCGGUUGUUCUGGUCCUGUCAGUGCUCCAGCCACGCUCACUACAGAGCCCUGCGUUCCUUUGAACGUCCUCGUCACCUACAARGUGAGCACCGCCUGGGUGUCGUGGAGCGCCGCGGAUGGUGCCGGCUCAUACUCUGUCCGAGCUGUGGGGGACCAGGUCCCGGUGGUCUCCUGUGACACCAGCGACACCGGCUGCUUCCUCGGCGGUCUUCAGUGCAGUCAGAUAUACAACGUCACGGUGACGGCACGAAACCAGGCCUGUGACAGCUGGACCUCUGCAGUCUCCCACCUCCUGACAG